GAAAUCGGAGGCGCUUCCGCUUGGGCAUUCUGGGAAGUGUAGUCCAGGAGCGGGGUACAGUCGGGGACACUUCCGCUCCAGGAAGGCGAGGUCGGGGCCGAGAUUGUUGGCAGGGAGCUUUGCCUUCCCAGAACUCUGCCCUUCCCCAAAAGGAAAAGGAGAAAAAAAUGACCAAAUUCCAGGAGGCAGUGACGUUCAAGGACGUGGCUGUGGUCUUCACGGAGGAGGAGCUGGGGCUGCUGGACCCCACCCAGAGGAAGCUGUACCGAGAAGUGAUGCUGGAGAACUUCCGGAACCUGGUCUCUGUGGGGCAUUCAUCCUCCAAACCAGAUGUGAUAUCCCAGUUGGAGAGAGAGGAAAAGCUUUGCACGAAGGAGAUCCACACUCAAAGAGGUAGGCGCGGCUCGGGCAGGAAUCAAAACGAGAAGGAGACUCUUCACGAAGCAGGAGUAAGGUGCCUUUCAUUGGGAGAGUUUUCAUGUUGGCAAAUCAAGAGACAUAUCGUGAGCAAAUUAACCAAAGAUCAAGACUCCAAGAUAAAUCUUCAAGGGAAGAGUUCUGAGUUCCCUGAACAGUGUGAUUCCCCCUGUCGAGUGGGAGCAGGAAUAUGUAUUCAGGCUUCCGUGGAAGACAGCUGUAUAAUGAACCUUAUAGAGGAUCAUUCCAGUAUUCUUGAAAAUCAAGAAUUUCUGGCCGGGAGAGUUCAGAAUUCUUGGAGUAAAAUAUAUCUCAGCGAAACACAGAAUUACCAGAGAAGUUGUAAGCAGACUCCGAUGAAAAACCAAUUAUGUAUAUUUGCUCCAUACGUUAACCUCUUUAGUUGUAUGUCACACCACCAUGAUGGCGAUAAACCUCACAACGAAGACUGUGGUAAAGACAUCUUAAAGGUGUCCCCUCUGGUCCAGCAGACCUACCACUGUCGUCAGUGUGAGAAAGCAUUCAACGAUGGCGCCAGUCUUGAACUUCAUCAGCAGGUACAUUCGAGAAAGAAGUCCUCCGAGUACGGCGCACAUGAGAAGGACGCCCGCUAUAGCUCAGCUCUGCCCAUUCCACAAAGUGUUUACACAGGAAAAAAACGCUAUUGGUGUCACGAGUGUGGGAAGGGUUUCAGCCAGAGCUCAAACCUGCAGACUCAUCAGAGAGUGCACACAGGGGAGAAGCCCUAUUCGUGCCUUGAGUGUGGGAAGAGCUUUAACCAGACCUCCCAUCUUUACGCCCAUUUGCCUAUUCACACAGGAGAGAAGCCCUACAGAUGUGAAAGUUGUGGGAAGGGCUUCAGUCGUAGCACAGAUCUUAACAUUCACUGCAGAGUCCACACUGGAGAGAAACCUUACAAAUGUGAGGUGUGCGGGAAGGGCUUCACCCAGAGAUCACAUCUUCAGGCCCACGAGAGAAUCCACACCGGAGAGAAACCAUAUAAGUGUGGAGACUGUGGUAAACGCUUUAGUUGCAGCUCAAAUCUCCAUACCCACCAGAGAGUCCACACGGAAGAGAAACCGUAUAAGUGUGAUGAGUGUGGAAAGUGCUUCAGCUUGAGCUUUAACCUUCACAGCCAUCAGCGGGUCCACACGGGAGAGAAACCAUAUAAAUGCGAAGAGUGUGGGAAGGGUUUUAGUUCAGCCUCAAGUUUCCAGAGCCAUCAAAGGGUUCACACGGGGGAGAAACCAUUUCGCUGCAACGUGUGUGGUAAAGGCUUCAGUCAGAGUUCCUAUUUUCAAGCCCAUCAGAGAGUCCACACUGGAGAAAAACCAUACAAAUGUGAGGUGUGUGGGAAGCGCUUCAAUUGGAGCUUGAAUCUUCACAAUCAUCAGAGGGUCCACACAGGGGAGAAACCUUAUAAAUGUGAAGAGUGUGGAAAGGGCUUCAGUCAGGCCUCCAAUCUUCAAGCUCAUCAGAGUGUCCACACUGGGGAGAAACCAUUCAAGUGUGACGCGUGCCAGAAGCGAUUCAGUCAGGCCUCCCAUCUUCAAGCCCAUCAGAGAGUCCACACGGGAGAGAAGCCAUAUAAAUGCGAUACAUGUGGCAAGGCCUUCAGCCAGAGGUCAAAUCUUCAAGUCCACCAGAUCAUUCACACUGGAGAGAAACCGUUUAAAUGUGAGGAGUGUGGGAAAGAAUUCAGUUGGAGUGCUGGGCUCAGUGCUCAUCAGAGGGUCCACACAGGAGAGAAACCUUAUACGUGUCAGCAGUGUGGUAAAGGCUUCAGUCAGGCCUCCCAUUUUCACACGCAUCAGAGGGUCCACACUGGAGAAAGGCCAUACAUAUGUGAUGUGUGUUGUAAAGGCUUCAGCCAGAGAUCACAUCUUGUGUACCAUCAGAGAGUCCACACUGGAGCAAAUCUGUAGAAGUGUGAGGUGGGGGGGGGGGGGGGGGGGUGGCCUUCGGUUAGAGUUCACAUCAUCUCCAUUGGAAAAUGGACGCUAGUAAUUGUAGAAAGUUCCUUCAGAACUCAGAAGCCUCCAGGAAUCUUCACAUGCAAGCCGCUCUGUGAAGCGCUCUCUUUUAAGGACAGCUGGGUGCUGAAUUCUUUGCGAAUCGGAUCUCACAGACGAGAGAAAACCUUUUCCGUAAAUACGGCCAGUGUUUGUGCCGGCAUUCUGAAUGUCCCAAUUUUUCGAGAUGCAACAGAAAAGAACUUCAAAAUUCACCCCAGUCUACCCAGGAAAGAGGCCUUAUAAAUGAAGAUUAGGGGCAGGACUUUUAACAAAAGUAUAGUGAUGGACAAGUAAAAUUAAUGUCGGUGGCAGUGUAACCUCCAUGUAGGGAGGGAGGUUUUUCACUACUUUAUCUCUACUGUGUAGAAAAGUGCGCUUGGCUCGUAAGAGAUGCCCAGCAAUUACCGGACAAAGUGGAGAAAAUCUGUCAUUAGGACAGAUACAGUAAAACCUUGGUUUUAUGUGUGCCAUACGUGAGCAUAAUUCAUUCCAGAAACAUGCUUAAUCCAAAGCAGUUGAAUACCUAAGCCAAUUUCGUCAUAAGAAAUAACUCGGAUGAUUUGUUCCACAACCCAAAAAUAUUCGGAUGAAAAGGAUUACAAUACUGUAAUAGAAUACAAAAUCAUAAAAUAUAAGGAAAAAUAAAUUAACCUGCACUUACCUUUGAAAACCUUAGUGGCUGGUGUGAGGGAGACAAGAGAAAGGAGGGUGACUGUGUAGGAUGACAGUCACUGUCACUAACGGAAUCACUGCCAUCUGUUGGCUCAAUGGACUCUUCUGCACAGGGCCCUUGUAUGUGGUCGCACGGAUGUUGGCUACAGGACAGUAUUAAUGAACUCUUGUCAUAUACUGUAUUUAAUGUAACUGGCAAGAAGGCAGCAGAGGAAAGGGUCUCUAGCUGUAGGCAGCCUGACCUAGAAUGAAGCAAAGCCUUCUUAAGCUUACUCUUGUAUGGAAAAGCAAGGGGCUGUCCAUAGGUGCUUUGAAGUGAUAAAAAUACACUAGUGCCUGUUGUGGGUACCUUCCAACAUUCUAAAAAAAUCACUGAUUUCCGCCGAACACCACAGCCUGAGACUGAGCAUCUGAGCCUGGGAAUCCUUCGGUGAGAGAGAGAGAGAACCAUUGGCUCACUUGUGAUCACAUGACAUUGGGCAUCACAUACGACUCGUAUUGCAAGACAUCCCUCGUCUGUCAAGUGAAAACAUAUUAGAAAUGUUUGCCCGUCUUGUGGAACAUUCGCAGAACAAGAUACUCGCAGUCCAAGGUUUUACUGUAUUUGAAAAUUCUACUCCCCUACCCUGAAUUCAUAAUAACAUACUUCAAAGGAAUCCUGCAAGUAGCCUUAAUGAGAUUAAUUUCAGGAGAUACUCAAGUACAGAAAAUUACAUAAUACUGCCAUCCACAAUAAUGCAAACUGGGAUGGCACUGGUGAAUGGCCCCCAUCCCCAAUCUGGCCCUGGUUCUUUGUAGUGUGUCAGCCCUGUUGUACAGUGUAAUAUUUAAUGUUAUUUGUAUUUUAUAGACUGAAAAAUACUGUUUUUAAGCAAUCUAAUAACAUGAUACAAUUUAUAUGCUUGGGAAUUUUGGACCCUAAUCCAUUAAGGUAGAUUUCACUGUUAACUCUUUAAAAGUGUUGAAUAGUUACUAAUGACAAAAAGUUUUUUAGUAAACUUGAAUUGUUAAUAAUCGGUUUCUUCUCCUUUUUCCAUUUAGGCUUAGGUUGCCUUCUCUGUGCAUAAGCCCCCCACACAGACCUCUGUAGGCAGGGGCUUUAGCAGAUUUCAAGUACGUUAAUUUUGUCACACCCCGCCCCCCCACCAAAGGGAGUGUGGAGCAAGAAACCUGUUGAAUUUUAUUGAGAUUUCAUUAAAUGUAACAAUUUAGGUGGAUUACCAUUUGCACAGCAUUCAGCAUUCAGUGCCUCUUGUUAGGAGCGAACACCAUUAGCUGGUCAAUAUCACAAUACCCUUUGACCUGGCAAUCAUAGCACUAGAGGCUUCGCUUAAAAGAUUAUAGGGAAAGUGGGAGUGGACACAGGAUGCUUAUACUUAAUUUUACAAAAAAAAAAAAAAAUUCUUAGCAAAAUAUUGGAGUAAAUAUGUUCUAAUGAUAUACAACUGCAAAAAAAAAAAAAAAAGAUAACGACCUUGAUCUAUAAUGGCAGGUAGAGAUCCAUCUUUCAUGAGAAAACUAGGUUAGCGCCCUCCCAGUAUGUGUGGACCAACAAAUAUGUAUACCUACAGAUGUGCUUAUGGAUGGCUUUAUCUCACCAUAUGUCACGGGAACCUGUUUACAGAGACGCAUGAAAGGAUGUUCAUUGUUUCAUUAUUGGUUAUAGCACAGUUUGCAUUCAUCAGGUGGGUUGACAAAACAGUUUAUGGUUUAUUCAGCGCAAUACUAUGCAAAAUCACGUGAAAAAUAAACUUAUGGUUACUAACACUGGUAAAUACCCAGGAUAUGCAAAUAAGAGUGGCCAGAGUUUUGUAGGAGAUAGAUGCAUGUCAAUCUAUUAUGUCCCCUUUAAAAGUAAUCAGAUCAUAUUCAUACCUCUAGAUAUACUGUGCUAUGUAUGUAGAAUAUUCUCAUGUAUACCUAUGAUACAAUUACCUUUAAAAGGGGGGGUAUUAUAGUAAAAUUUUAACUUGUUUUGAGAGCAUUUUAAAGCCUUUAUUUUCAGCGUAUUCUAAACAUUCAGAAAAGAUGCAAGAACAGAAUUCCCAUAUAUCCUUAGGUUAUCCACUGUGAUUACAGACCAAGCAGAUCAUUCAACUGUAUAAUACCUGAGUUGAGAGGACCCACACAGCUUUGGUUCCUUGGGCAUGUCUUUCCAUCUCUGUGGUCGCAGAGCCACUUCAUACUGACUGGACACUGUGUGGAGGCUCAGAGUAUCCUAACAAAAAUCAGCAGAAGUACUAUGGCCUCGUCUAAUCUACCCUCAGAAGUUACAGUGUUAAUUCGAGGAGGCAGUUACAAAAACCCAUCCAGGAUCAAAAAGAGAGGGAGCACGGACUCCACCUUUUGAUAAGAGGAGUGUCAAGGAAUUUGCAAACGUGUCUUAAGAUUACCAUACUUGGUUAUAAUGUUUUCUACCCUACAGCUUAUUCAAAUUCCACAGUUGUCCCAUAAUACGUUUAUAACAAUUUUUUUUUUCUCUAUUCCAGGAUCUAAUCUUAAGACAGGUCGUUAAGUUGUCCUGUUCCUUUAAUCUUUAAAUCUGGAUCAGCUCCACGGUAUUUCUCUUUCAUGAAAUCAGUAUCUUUGAAAAGUAUGGGCUAAUUUGUAGACUAUCCCUAAAUUUUGGUGUGAUCUCUCAUGAUUAGAUUCAAAUCAGUGUGGCAAGCAUGUUCCAUGAAUGACACAUACUUCUCAGUGCAUUAAACCAGGAAACACAUUUAUCAGUGAUCCUAGUUUUGAUCAUUUGAAUAAACUGACAACUUCAAGGUUUCUCCACUAUAAAAUUGCUGUUUUGCCUUUGAUAUUAAUAAGUAAUUUGUGGGGAGAUUUUUGUGUAACAACUACCUUAUUACAGUCUUUCACCUGCUAGUUUUAUUGUUGAUAUCUUCGGUCUCAGUUAUUACUGCGAUGAUUGCAAAGCGAUGGCUUUCUUGCUCUGUCAUUCCUCCUAUAUUUAGCACUUGGCAUUCCAUCAUUACAGGAGCUUUCCCUUCCCCCCUGUGUCUCUUUUCUAUCUGUAUGUAUCAUCAAUAUGAACACUUGAUUUCUGGUCUAAUAGCAUUUUGGGUUUAUCUUGUAUUCUGCCUGCUGCAGCCACAGAUUCUACAAAGACCUGAUUCCUUUGAGUGGAAUGGUACUUAGAAACCAAGAUCUGCGUGCUAUGUGUUAUCAUUAUUGGGGUAUCAGUCCUUCCUGUAUAUGUAUGUAUGUGAAAAAUGAAGACACCUUCAACUUCAAAUAAGUAUGUCUAGUCUGUCCCUCUUCCAUAUUAACUUCUUUUGCAAUAGUCGGAAAUCCGUUCCCACUAUCAUCAAUCUGUUUACUGAUUAUUCAGUCCUUUAAUACACAGCAAGUAGUUUUGAGUUGCUAAACAAUAGCAUUGCGGGGGUAACUGGGUAGCUCGGUCAGUUUUGCAUCCAACUCUUGAUUUCAGUUCAGGUCAUGAUCCUACGGUCAUGGCGUCAUGCCCUGCAUGAGGCUCUAGGCUGAGCAUGGAGCCUGCUUAAGAUUCUCUCUCUCUGUCCUUCUCCCCGACUCGUGCGUGCUCUCUCUCAAAAAAUAAACAAUAGCAUUGCAAAAAAUAAACCUGGCUGUGUUCAGGACUUGUUUACAAGAAUUUUUCUCUCUAAACCAAGUAUAUAAAGUACUUUAAAAGUAA
Molecule: messenger RNA, 6765 nt
Organism: Neofelis nebulosa (Clouded leopard)
Lineage: Eukaryota; Metazoa; Chordata; Mammalia; Carnivora; Felidae
Gene: ZNF235
Product: zinc finger protein 235
Exons: 5
Coding region: 168-2342 (724 amino acids)
Biological process (GO): regulation of transcription by RNA polymerase II
Cellular component (GO): nucleus
Molecular function (GO): DNA-binding transcription factor activity, RNA polymerase II-specific; RNA polymerase II cis-regulatory region sequence-specific DNA binding
Source: RefSeq, a predicted model, not a curated record